Sycon ciliatum is the source of this 1107-nucleotide messenger RNA. RefSeq lists its product as uncharacterized. The coding region runs from base 1 to 1107 and encodes 368 amino acids. Lineage: Eukaryota; Metazoa; Porifera; Calcarea; Leucosolenida; Sycettidae. Gene Ontology annotation, biological process: DNA integration. Gene Ontology annotation, molecular function: nucleic acid binding. The record is from RefSeq and is a predicted model, not a curated record. The transcript has a single exon.
AUGUCGUCUGGAUUCUCGCUUGCCCUACGAGAUGCCACCCAGGCUGACCGCGUCCUGCAGCAAGUUGCUAAGUUUGUUCAGUCUGGCUGGCCUGACCACAGCAAGGACGUCCCUGCUGACUUCCUCCCAUACUUUGCCGCCCGCCAGCAUCUCUCUGUUGCCAACGGUCGUAUCUUCUAUGGUGCACGUGUGGCUGUGCCUGCAUCUCUGCGUGAUAUGGUCAUCCGCAAGUUGCACACGUCUGCUCAUCACGGUAUCGUCAAGUGCCAGGCGCAGGCCCGCCAAUCUGUCUGGUGGCCGUCCUGGAAGAAUGACGUCGCUUCCGCUGUUACGCAAUGUCGCACAUGCUGUCAGCACCGUAGCCAACCUCCUGAACCUCUCCGACCGACUGAGUUUCCUUCACUCCCGUGGCAGCGAGUUGGUUCUGACCUGUGUCAAUUCGGUAACACAACAUACCUGGUAGUUGUCGACUACUACUCGCGCUAUGUUGAAGCCUUGCCUCUCCGUUCCACCACGUCUGCCUCUGUCAUCACUGCUAUGAAAGCCAUCUUCGCCUGGCACGGUGUGCCUGAGACUCUCAUCACGGACAAUGGGCCGCAGUAUGCAAGUGAUGAGUUCGCCCGGUUUAGCUGUCAAUGGAACUUUGAUCACGUGACGAGCUCUCCGCAUCACCCGCAAAGCAAUGGGGAAGCAGAGCGUGCAGUGCGCACUAUCAAGCAGCUUCUAGCGAAGUCGGACGAUUUCCAACUGGCUCUCCUCACCUACCGUAGUACGCCACUUCAGAGCGGGUUCUCGCCAUCACAGUUACUGAUGUGCCGCAGCCUCCGUGGUACGCUACCGGUGGAACCCUCCACUCUCCUGCCGACGCUCCCUGCAGGUAAGAAGCUGAGGGAGUGGGAGCAACAUCGUCGAGCACAGUCAAAGGAUAACUUUGAUACACGUCACCGGACCAAGCCUCUCCAGCCACUGCAACCUGGUGAUAGCGUGUGGAUUGCAGAUCAGCAGAGAGAAGGGACUGUUAAGUCAUCGCUGUCUGAUCGGUCUCUGCUGAUUGCAGUACCCAGCGGCACGAUCCGUCACAACCGGCAUCAGUUUCCUGCCCGCUAG